Molecule: messenger RNA, 1077 nt
Organism: Benincasa hispida (wax gourd)
Lineage: Eukaryota; Viridiplantae; Streptophyta; Magnoliopsida; Cucurbitales; Cucurbitaceae
Source: RefSeq, a predicted model, not a curated record
AUGAAUCACUUACAAGUUUGUUCAUCAUCUCCAACAUCAGUAUCUUCUGACUCUCUUCUCCCAUUAAAUGCUUAUGUGCCUAAAGCACCUUUUCCUUCCAGGCUUGCAAGGCCAAAGAAGCUCGCAGGAGACAAGGAUAAGGAGAUGUUGGAGAUGUUUAGAAGGGUGGAAAUCAACAUCCCUCUCCUUAAUGCCAUUAAGCAAAUCCCGAAAUAUACCAAGUUCUUUAAGGAACUAUGCACGAGGGAAGAGGAAAAUGAAAGAAAAAUAGAGGAUGUUGUUAAGUCAUUUUGUGUGCAAUCCUUCAAAGAAUUUUCCUUAAAAACAAAAAGGAUCCAAGCCAUCUAUGAUGAUGACGAGGAUGAUUUAGGCGAUUUGAUCUCACUUGAGGAGCUUUUCACUUUAUACAUGACAGAUCCGGUAAGUAUGCCUUUUUGUUCUGAUAAUGAUUCAUCUAAAGAGGUGCUUCCUUCUAUUGCAAACGCACCUAAAGUGGAGCUGAAGAAGCUUCCUGAUCAUCUGAAGUAUGCCUAUUUGGGAGAAGUCGAAACACUACUCGUGAUUAUUUCUAAGAACUUAACUGCUGAGCAAAAGGAACAACUAGUUGUUAGGAGGUGUGUCCCUAAUGACGAGUUCUUUUCUGUUUUAGAAUUUUGUCAUAAGCAUGCAUGUGGUGAACACUUUGGUCCCAAAAUAACCACUAAAAAAGUCUUAGAUUCUGGUUUAUAUUGGGACACUUUGUUUAGGGAUGCAGUUCUUUGUAAGACUUGUGAACGUUGUCAAAAGUCAAGAGGGGACUAUGUUUCCAAAUGGGUAGAAGCAAAGGCCACUAUUACUGAUGAUGCUAAAGUGGUUGCAGGGUUUUUGAAGUCUAACAUUUUAUGCAGAUUUGGCUUCCCUAAGGUAAUCAUCAGGGACCAAGGAUCACAUUUCUGCAAUCGAGUCAUUGCUUCCUUAUUGAAAAAGUAUGGUGUACAACAUCGUAUUGCCAUCCCAUACCACCCUCAGACGAAUGGGCAAGCGGAGGUGUCCAAUAGGGAGGUGAAGGCUAUUUUGGAGAAAGUGGUCAACCUAUGA